AUGAAUUUCCGCACGCUAUUGGCGCCUGUCGCUAUCCUGCUCUCGUUUUCGACCCUAGCGCUCGCGCAAGGAGGAACUAUCCUCUACAAGUUCAUGUCACAGAUGCAGGACCUCGAGAUGGCAUUCAUGGACGUCGCACCAACAACGAGCGAGGAGGCCACCGGCAAGGUAGCUGUCUGCCUACACGGCAAGAACUUCUGCGGACCGACCUGGGAAGCGACCGCCAGAGCCCUGGCCGCCGAGGGAUACAGGGUCAUAUUGCCCGAUCAAGUCGGCUUCUGCAAAUCUACGAAGCCCACGUCUUACCAGUACACGCUGCAGCAACUCUCGUACAACACGUACAACCUGCUGCAGGCCCUGGGCAUCGGGAAUGUCACCGUGAUUGGCCACUCUUUGGGCGGAAUGACGGGCAUCCGCUAUGGCCUGAUGUACCCCGAGAGCAUAGACGAGAUGGUGCUGGUCAAUCCGCUAGGUCUUGAAGACUGGAAGGCGUUGGGCGUGCCAUACCGCAGCAUAGAGGCGCUCUACACAUCCGAAUCCGCGAGCAACUACACCUCCGUCCGAGCCUAUGAGCAAUCGACGUACUACGUCGGACAGUGGGACGACUCGUACGACGUCUGGGUCAACAUGCUGGUCGAUAUCUACGAGGGAAGUGAAGCAGCGACAUUCGCUUUCGAUAUGGCGCUGACUACCGAUAUGGCGCUCAGCGGCCCGGUGGUCUACGAGUUCGGCCUGCUUCGGCCGCGCACUCUGCUGGUUAUUGGCGACAGGGACAAUACGGCGCUGGGCAAGCAGUGGAGCCCGCCUGAGGUUCAGGUCAGGCUCGGUCACUACGAUGUUCUGGGGAAGCGGGCUGCGGCGGCGAUGCCGGAUGCGACACUGAUCGAAUUCCCUGAUCUGGGGCGUAUGUAUUCAUCAGUCAUCCUGCUUCUGGCCGGACGUGAGCGUGAAGUGAUUACUGACUCGUUCUUUCAAUAG
Messenger RNA from Anthostomella pinea, 978 nucleotides. Lineage: Eukaryota; Fungi; Ascomycota; Sordariomycetes; Xylariales; Xylariaceae. The record is from the annotation of a GenBank genome assembly.